UGAUAGGCUAUAUAUGCAUCAUACACAGUCGAAUAAGUUAUGGAACUACACCACUAUCUUUCUCUCGCCUUAACAAAGCGAGCAUAUCUAAUUAGUUUAACGUUAUAAUGCCAAAUACUUAUAUCAUAACAUAAAGAGGAAAACGUGACGGUGCUACCUUUUCAACCGACAUUCGCGCGUCUCUCUCUUCUGUUAUGGGACUUUGCCAAAGAAAACGUGUGUUUUGUGAUUAUGAAUGUUCAGUUCUUUGUCAGUCAUUCUGUAAUUAGAAACCAAAGGGGAGCUAUGACUGCUAUCUACUGUAAAUGUUCCUCUGGUCACACUUAAAUGACCAUGCCGAGCCGAACGACGUCCCCGCCGCUCACAGCGACUCUGCUGGCGGCGCUGUGGCUGAGUUUGGGUCGGUGCGGUGUCCUCGGACCUCCAGGAUGUGACAAUGGAAAGCUGUCUUUGGGAAUGGACCUGCCUGAGGAUGCUGUGCAUUGGGAUUGUCCAGGAACUAUUUGGCCAGAGUCUACACAGAGACUUCCCAGUAUUGACAGAGUGUAUGAUCCUGAGCCAGCCAUGGAGAUCUGCAUGGAUAAACCUAUUUCCUACAACCAUAUCUUUCCCAACAGUGGAGCGUACAGACCAGUAAGGGCAAAGAGCGGAGAGUACUUGUACUGUCCUCCUCAACGUUGGCUCAAUAACUUGCACCAUGGAGCCACUGUUUUGCUCUAUCACCCCUGUUCUCCUCUCCGCGAGCGUUUACUUCUGUCUGUCCUGGCCCGCUCCUGUCUGCCAGACUACAUCAUGACCUCACAUCCACAGCUCAAUAAACACAGGCCAAUAGCCUUGGUGUCAUGGGGUCACACUUUGGAGCUGUCCACAGCGGCCUCUUCAGACAUCUGUGAUUGGCUGGAGACCACAGCAACCACAAGAAAUACGUUUGGUGGUGUGAGCCAGAGCAGGAAGUACAACCUGCUGUUAACCCGGUCAGCCGAGCAGCACCGACAGCAGCAUGCAGGGGAACACUCGGCAAAAAUGAUGAAGGAGUCUCUGAAGCAAUGCUGUGAGCAGACCAUCUCUUCUCAGCUGAGUGGAGCGAUGGAGACACAGCUAGAAUCCAGCAUGAAGAAGGAGGGCUUAAAGCUAAGUAAAGAGGAAGGAAAAAGAAGGCAGAUGAGAGCCAUUAAAGAAAAACAGGGCGAUGUUGAAGAUGAAAACAAGAGAGGAAAUGCAACACAAUACAAUAUCAACAGAACCUCCAUCAGCAGGACUGGAGACGUCCACAACGACAACAACACUCUUGGACCUUCAACAGGAAACACUGAAGCUUCUUCUCAGUCUGAGAUCCAAAAUACAAACCAUGGCCUCACACCCAGCCCUUUUGUGGGAUCAAAUAUGUCUAAGACUAGACUUAGAAGUGAUUCGUUAGGACUCAUGGCUCUUGAGUCUCAGGAAAGCAGUCUGACUCUACAGACAGCAGCACAGCAGUCCAGUAACCUCAGAAACCCAAACCCCUCUGCUGGGUUCAUUGUUCUCGCUAAUGGUGUGAACAGUGAACAAAAUAACACUGCCAGGCCCGAAGCCCAGGCCAUUAGCUCCAAAAAUGAAGGUUCAGCCAAACACAGAGACAACAACUCUCUUAAACACAGCCUCAAACAGAAGAAGAUGGGAAGAGAUGGCACGAUGAAGGAUAACGAAGCAAUAGACGUUAAAGAAAGAGAGUUGGAACAUAAGCGUUCACACUCUCAAUACAAGAGUGAAAAUAUUGGCUUUGAUUCUGUUUCAAAAUCAGAGUCUCCGCCCCUGCAGCCCCAACACAAUCAGAACCCACAGACAGUCAGUUAUCUGCCCAACGACUGUGACAGCUGCAAAGCAGGGGAACACUGUGAGUGCAGCGAGGGGUCGGGGGCCGCUGCUGUGAACCUUGGGUUGUCCCGGACCCCGAGGACGGACGAGGCGGUGUGGGCCGCAGCAGCUCUGGGCUUCCUGCUGAUCCUCCUGACCCUGUCGGUGCUCCACACACGGCUGUACCGCCACUGGAGGACCACGCCCAGCCUCUACUGGCACGACCCACAGCGGGACUACGACAGUGUGGCAGAUGUGAUCCGCACGAGGAUAAGGAUUGCCAACAGAAGGCGGAAAAGGGGCCGACGACAGGAGUGUGUUCUUCUGCCCAGCUCCUCCAGCUCAGACGAACAUCCGUAGAAGAAUGAAGGAAACACCUCCAAGAGUGCACCCAAGUCACAUUUAAAGCGGAGUAGGUCAACAGUGGACAAUAUUUGCAUCAGUGUCUUUAUCAAUGAAAUGUUCUUUGCGAGACAAAUUAUUCUAAAUUAGGUGCGACUCAUCUUUUAUCAAAUAAGUAGCUGGAUAAGCUGGAAGCUGUAGCUGAAAUGCCACAUACUGUAGAAGCUGAAAUGCCACAUAGAUCAUAGAGAACCCUUUUAUAGAUGUAUAGGUUACAUACAGUAGUCAAAACUACAAUCCCCAAAUCACAAGCAUUAAAGGUGGGGUAGGUAAUUUACUUCAGAAACACUUUGUUAUAUUCCAUGGAAUGCUCUUAACAUCCCGAUAGCAAUGAAUACAUUAAAUGCUUUGACAAUAAAUACAUAAAAACAUUUCAUCUGUGGAAGCCGGAGCGCUGUAAAAAGCACGACCAAUCAUCUGAGCCGGCCCGGCUAAAAUAACUGGAUGGCCUACCUGCCUGUCAGCCUUCCAUCUGUGCACAAACUUAUCUCGUGCCCUCAUUGGUCAUGUGCUCGUUCGUGUGUGUUGGAGGAGGGGCUCUGUAAGGAAGUGUGAAGGAAGGGGCAGAUUUUAUUCGGCUGCAUAGUUUCAAAUUCUAGCGCACUCGAGCUGGUUUCUCCAUUCUUACCUACCCUACCUUUAAAGGACAUUUACAGGAGGCUAAUGAAAGCUCACACAACUCUAUUCAGUCCUAUGGUUCCAGAUCAAUCAUUUAACCACUCAGGGAAUCCCUACAGUAUAAACAUAUACAUUAAAGAGUCCAAAGAGAACGUUUUAUAAAUGUCUCUGAUUAUAUUCUUCUACACAUCACACAUUACACACGCCUUAUUUUAUUCACUCCAGUGUAUCACAUUCAAUAUAAAGUCUCCAGGCCUGUUCUUGUCAAUGUUUUUCUACCCAAUGAUUGUUUUUGUUGUGCUACAUUUUGUCAAUAUUCUGUUUUUAUAAAUAGUUUUAUAGUAAUAUGACAUUUAUUUUAUUAUUGGGAUGUUUUACUAUGUGAAUAUGUAAGUUGCUGUUCUAAGCAACACCGUGCGCUGUAUUUGUUAUUAAAUGGUACAAUGAUUUGAA
Messenger RNA from Gymnodraco acuticeps, 3306 nucleotides. RefSeq names its product tumor protein p53 inducible protein 13 (gene tp53i13). Gene Ontology annotation, cellular component: cytoplasm. Bases 328 to 2193 code for a protein of 621 amino acids. NCBI's taxonomy places the organism in Eukaryota, Metazoa, Chordata, Actinopteri, Perciformes, Bathydraconidae. The transcript has 9 exons. The record is from RefSeq and is a predicted model, not a curated record.